Thamnophis elegans (Western terrestrial garter snake) is the source of this 1789-nucleotide messenger RNA. RefSeq names its product endomucin (gene EMCN). The transcript is spliced from 13 exons. Bases 190 to 909 code for a protein of 239 amino acids. Lineage: Eukaryota; Metazoa; Chordata; Lepidosauria; Squamata; Natricidae. The record is from RefSeq and is a predicted model, not a curated record.
UUUCCUCCUGUUCUUUAUCAAGGUCCCCCAAAUAAGCAGGAUGGGCAGUGGCUCUCCACAGCUGGCCUUACUCCCUCUUUCUCUCUGCUACAAACUUUUCCCACUGGCUAAUUAGAACCAGGUUGGGUGAGAGUGAGUUCUGGUCCUGCUGCUGCCUUUGGAAGGAGAGGCCUGGAGCACCCUGACUGAAUGAUGGCUGGGAAGCUGUGGAGCACUCUCCUCCUUUCCCUGGCUCUGUCUGGCUUCUUCUGCGAAGAGGUUACCAUAUCCAAUAGUAUUCAGCAAACUACUGGGCCUCCCAUGAUACAUAUCACUUCAGCAACAAAAGAUGCCACUUCGAUGAGCACAGUUGCAACUAUUACCAUUAAAGACCAAAGCGUUCAGACCCCUCACAUCCCGGCAAAUGAAAGCCACAGAUUAGAACCCGCCACUGAAGCCAGACCUAAAAUAACUGCAGGGACAACCGCAUCAGCAACAAAGAUUCCUGUGACUUCAGCAUUCAGCCUGGGUCCAGCAAUUUUAGACCAGAGUUCUCAGAGCCCUAAUAACCAGAAAAAUACAACGGUCAAACUAGAAAAGGAAUCUAAAGCUGGAGCUAAAAACAAUUCAGGAUUACCUAAUCAGGAAAAACAAGACGAUGCUUCUCACAUUGGUAUAAUUUUGCCAGUUGUCAUUGCCCUAAUAGUAAUAAGUGUCAUCGUAUUCCUUUUAAUGGCACUGUACCGAAUGUGCUUGAAGACAACGCCAGAGAGGCAAGAGAAUGGAACUGAACAAGCCCCAUCGGAUAAAGAGAAUGUGAAACUCAUUUCUGUUAAGACAACUUCUUCAGACUCAGCAGAGCAGACUUCUCAGGGAAGGAAUAAAACUCGGCAACAUAACGAUUCCUCCUCAUGCCAAGGCAACAAAUGAAUGUGAAGAAUUCCUGUUUCAUUCUAGAAACCACCAAACAAAGUUGGAUUUUCUUGAUGUGAAUCAAGAGCAUCACUGGGGAAAAAAACUGUUCGCUUCAUUUCUCUGUAAUUUUGCCAUGUUGUCAUGUUGUUUUUCUAUGCCCUGCUGUUUAUCUCUAAAAAGAAUUUUGUAGUUUUUUUUCUCUCUUUCAGUCCAUUCCUCUACAAGACCUAUUUAUUGCUUUCCAUGUAUGUAAGGCAGAGAAAAAAAAUUGCAUAUUGUAAAACUAUAUAAAAAUGCACUUGACCUUUGCCAAUUCUGAUACUGUAGUUUUGUACAUAAAAUAUAUAUUCUGCCUGUAAAUAUAAUUCUUUAUGUACUUUCAGUAAUUACCACAAUAUUAAAUAUUAUAUGUUGUGGCCAUAUCUGUUUACAAUAAGAACAAGAUACUAGCUUGAGUCUUUCCUUCUGUAAAUUGAGUAGAUUCCCUCACUCCCAUUUCAACGCAAAGCAAAGUUUCAAGUUAUUGUAUUCAUAAAUGACUAAUCUCCUUAUUAAGACUAACUAAACUGGUACAAAAAUGUCCACCACAUUCUUCCAAAAGUUUUUCUAAAGCAAAAUGUGACAAAAACCAAGGAAUGGGGAAGAAGCAGGACACUCCAAAACUUCUUGCAACUAAGAUAAGAUUUUGUUUCCAUGAGGUCUGCAACUGAGAUUUGGACUUAAAACAGAACCUAUUUGUGAGCAACAGGUGCAAUAUAUUCUGAGUUUCAGCUACUAUCCUAGGACAUUUUUUGGGUGGUUUUCUUACUUGUUCUCUGCUUCUUGUAACAUCCUACCUUGAUGCAGAUUUCUGCAACUUCUUCUGCAUCAUUUGAUAAUAUCAGAAGUAUCAUUA